CGCAGGCGCAGGCGGCGGCGGGCCGGGCAGGGGGAGCCGCCGGGAGGGCCCGGCCCCGCGGCCGGCGGUGAGCGGCGGCGAGGGGUCCCUCUGGCUUGUGAUCACCAUGGCUGCAGUGGAUCGUUUCUACCUCCUGUACAGAGAGAUCAGCCGCUCCUGCAGUUUUUACGUAGAGGCCUUGGCUAUAGUUGGAGCUUGGUACGCGGUCAGGAAGUGUGUCUCUCUUGCGUUCAACACUUACAGCAUGCUGAGGGUGCAUGUAAUUCCAAAGCUGGGCGGCGAGAUUGAUCUUGUCAAGCGGUACGGAAAGUGGGCCGUGGUCACUGGUAGCACAGACGGUAUUGGGAAGGCGUAUGCUGAAGAACUGGCAAAACGUGGCGUCAACAUCAUCUUAAUCAGCCGAAACAAAGCGAAGCUGGAGGCUGUAUCUAGAAGCAUAUCUGAAACCUAUAAAGUGGAAACAGACUUCAUAGUAGCUGACUUCAGCAAGGGGCGUGAGCCUUACCCAGCCAUUAAGGAGGCUCUGAAAGACAGAGAAAUUGGCAUUUUGGUGAAUAAUGUAGGAAUGUUUUAUUCUUACCCGGACUAUUUUACCAACCUGCCUGAGGAUAUGCUGUGGGACAUGAUCAACAUUAAUAUUGCUUCUGCUAACAUGAUGGUGCAUAUUGUGCUGCCAGGCAUGGUAGAGAAGAAGAAAGGGGCAAUUGUGAAUGUUUCUUCUGCAUCCUGUUGUCAGCCAACACCAAUGUUCACCAUCUAUGGAGCCUCUAAAACCUACUUGGACUAUUUCAGUAGAGCACUACAUUAUGAGUAUGCCUCAAAAGGAAUCUUUGUUCAGAGUUUAACCCCGUUUAUAAUUGCUACAAAAAUGGUAGCAUGCAGCAGCAUUACAUCAGAGAGAUCUUUCUUUUUUCCUUCUGCUGAAGAAUAUGCAAGUCAUGCUGUUUCUACUCUUGGGAUAUCCACAAGGACUACUGGAUACUGGAAGCAUGCAAUAAAGUUCACGUUGGGUGAGCGCCUACCUGAAUGGAUCUGGGCAUGGUUUGCAAUGUAUUUUUGCAGAAUUAUACGGAAGGAAGCUUUAACACACAAAGCGAAAUAGGAAUAUCUAGACGUCCUGUGUAACGAGUGCUAUAUUCUGAUCAGAGUGCUGCAAAAAUGUUUAGUGAACCUCGCCGGACUUACUGUAACUUAUCCAUAUCUUGCUCAACAAGCUACGUGUAACCUUAGACAUCAGAAGUCUGGAUCCUCUCUGUAUCCUCGUAUUAAAUAGCUCCUCCUCUGCUUUCCUCCACGCCAAAGAGUUGACCUUGUUGAGGUUAAUCUCUGUUCACUUUCUCUUUGAGGUAAUUGGGCAGGAGCAGGUAUAGUUUUAAUUCUGAUAGUAAAUUGUUUCGUGCAUAGUGCUACAUGAUGUCAACUCGUAAAAUUGACAGAAUUUGAGAAUUCUCCAAAUUUGUCAGAAAUGGGGCCCCCAAAAAUGAUGCUGUUCACAAAGAGAAUUACAGUCAACUGUAUUGUCUUUAUUAUGUAGUUUUGCAUAACUUUUCUGGUCUUUUAACAGCAGAUGUUCUGUAUGUUCUAAGUGCAAAUGUUGUUGCUUUCGAAUGAUGUUACUUAAGGAACUUCUCAAAAUUAAGGUGUAUGACAACACAGACUGGGAGGUUGUUUAAAUGACUGAAGAGGUCUUACAGAGCUGUAAAGGAAUUUGGAGAUAAGCUUAUAAGUUUUCAUAUUCCAAGUGGGAAUGAUCUUGAUAAUACUUGAGAUAUUGCUUCAUGAGUCUGAAAUAUGGCUGCAGAAAUUGAAUAAAGAAUGUAAAAACACAUUAGCUAAAGAAAAAUAGUGAAGAAGUAAUAUUUUGAUUUUAAAGUACUCUUUGGUUACCUAAGAUGAUAAUAAACCUUAUUGAAGUUUU
Messenger RNA from Chroicocephalus ridibundus (black-headed gull), 1918 nucleotides. RefSeq names its product hydroxysteroid dehydrogenase like 1 (gene HSDL1). The transcript is spliced from 5 exons. The record is from RefSeq and is a predicted model, not a curated record. Gene Ontology annotation, molecular function: oxidoreductase activity. Gene Ontology annotation, cellular component: mitochondrion. NCBI's taxonomy places the organism in Eukaryota, Metazoa, Chordata, Aves, Charadriiformes, Laridae. Bases 107 to 1102 code for a protein of 331 amino acids.